AGCUCGAAAAAGUCAAAAAUGAACGCACCAAGAUUCUUUAUCCUUUCUUGUCCACAUUUCUUUCAGACUUCUCCUUCAUCCUCUUCCCCUGUUUCUCAAGUACUUUUGAUGUUUAAUCUUGUUCUAACUCCAUGGAUGUCAGAUUCCAGCAUAGAAAGUUGAUGUCCAACACAGUCAUCAUUGUAACCUCAUCAAAUGCCUGCGCUAUAUCAUGUAAUAAUUCGUCCUGUUCCUCACCAAAUUGUUGGGAACCCCCGCCUUCCAAUGAUCUUCCCAGUGGACCCAAAAUGCUCCUCAUCUUAACCUUUACCGUUCUCGCCACCACUUUCCUUGCUCUCUGUUGCUACAUCGUCUAUGUGAAGUACUACUUGCGUGGUUCAAGAGGGGGAGCACCACCACAGACGACAGGGGUACGGUCAAUCCGUGAUGAUUUUGCUGAUGAAGAUCGGGGGUCCGUGCUUGAUCAUCCUAUAUGGUACAUCCGCACGGUGGGGUUGCAGCCGUCGGUGAUCAGUUCGAUUGCGGUGUUUAAGUAUAAGAAAGGCGAUGGGCUUGUGGAAGGAACAGAGUGCUCUGUUUGCCUGAGUGAGUUUCAGGAAGAUGAGAACUUGAGGCUUCUGCCGAAGUGUAACCAUGCUUUUCAUCUCCCCUGUAUUGAUACUUGGUUUAGAUCACACACCAACUGUCCCUUGUGUCGCGCUCCGAUUGUCUCGAACACGGCCGCAUCAUCGUUGCCGGAGGUGAAUGGUGAGGAAUCAAUUGCCGUAGAAGAAUCCCGGAUGGGGGUUUUGGAGGAAAGUGAGGUAUCCGAGGGAGAGCCGGUGGUUGAGAGCUCUGAGGUGAGGAUUGGAAUAGACGAGGAAGAGGAAACACCUGUUCAAGAUACAGAGCAGGGGAUUCAACCGAUGAGGAGAUCAGUUUCCUUGGAUUCAUUGGCAGCGUCGAAGAUCAGCCGGGCAAUCAGCAAUUCCGAGAAUCAAUCGGCAAAAUAUAAAGAAUCUAGAGUGGUGAUUGUUCCGAGAAGACUUGGAGGAAGCCGAGGGUUUCUAAGAUUUAUGGGAAGUUCUUCCUUUGGAAGGACUUUGCAAAGUGGCCCUGUUGUAAUGAAGAGGUCGUCUUCUUGCAAUGAGAAGUUCUCUUUGCCAAGAUGUGGGAAGAAUCGGAACACAGAUCUUCCUGUCCGAAGCUUUUGAUCUUGUCCAAGGUUUGUAAUUAGGAGUGAGACAUCUGAAAACUGCGUUGUUUUAGGAAGUUUCAACAAGAUGAGAGUUCUGUAUAGGAUGUUUUCUUUAAAAUGUACUUUAGAUAAAGCAAUAUCAAUUACAUUUACAACAAUCAAAGUUAAAUGAUGAU
This is a messenger RNA of Rubroshorea leprosula, 1353 nucleotides long. Lineage: Eukaryota; Viridiplantae; Streptophyta; Magnoliopsida; Malvales; Dipterocarpaceae. The record is from the annotation of a GenBank genome assembly.